Molecule: messenger RNA, 708 nt
Organism: Suillus subalutaceus
Lineage: Eukaryota; Fungi; Basidiomycota; Agaricomycetes; Boletales; Suillaceae
Exons: 2
Coding region: 1-708 (235 amino acids)
Biological process (GO): C-terminal protein methylation
Cellular component (GO): membrane
Molecular function (GO): protein C-terminal S-isoprenylcysteine carboxyl O-methyltransferase activity
Source: RefSeq, a predicted model, not a curated record
AUGGCGUCACUUCUCAAAGUUCCACUUAUUCUCUUGUCUGCUAUCGCGCAGCAAAUAUCGUUCACAGCCCCAAACGUCCCCCCGAGUACAGAGAUUAUUCACCAAACAUUUAACGAGUGGGUCCUCAGUCGGCAUAUUGUAUACGGAGCGAUACGCCAGACAAUUUAUUGGGCUUUUUCUCUCGCAGAGAUCGCCACCAUUGCCUCUCACGCGACGGACUCUCUGUCCGUUAUACAGUCCAUCACACAGUACGCGGUCGGCCACAGGAUUUGUGAUACGCCCAUUACUUUCCCUUUCGUUUUGGGCACCUCACUUGCCGUCACAGGAGGUCUCGUCCGCUGGUGGUGUUUUCGCACCCUCGGAUGUUUUUUCACCUUCCAACUCAGUAUCCGCAAAGGGCACUCUAUUGUCACGACUGGACCAUACGCUGUCAUACGCCAUCCAUCGUACACAGCAGGUAUUAUACAGAUCAUUGGCAUGGUAAUCCUGCACGGAUCGCCCACCUCAUGGCUUAGACACUCCGGAAUUUUAGAUGUUCCUGGACUCAAAUUAGUUGCGGUGGCAUGGCUAGCGCAGAUGACAAUUCUUAUGAUAAACACCGUGUGCAGGGUCAGCCAAGAGGAUGAAGUACUGAAAUCAGCUUUCGGAGACGAGUGGGAGAAGUGGGCGAAGGUAGUUAGGUACCGACUGGUACCUGGGGUCUACUGA